Molecule: messenger RNA, 5472 nt
Organism: Oryzias latipes (Japanese medaka)
Lineage: Eukaryota; Metazoa; Chordata; Actinopteri; Beloniformes; Adrianichthyidae
Gene: zbbx
Product: zinc finger, B-box domain containing
Source: RefSeq, a predicted model, not a curated record
CAAGACUCUUUAAGAGAUGCAGAAAUGCCCGCAAACACAAAACUCCAACACUAACUCCAUAAACUUGUCUGCGGAGUAUCGCGAGAGCCACGGGUUGCCAUGGUGAUGACAUCACAACAGAAGUACCGACAGCCUCUAAAGUGUCUUUUAUACUCUUUAGAGGAGACAUUACGAAGUAUUUUGGAAUAUAGAAAAGCAAAGGUGAACCAUCCGGUUAAGUAAGAAUACUUUUGAAGUAUUCAGGAACAUGCAAAAAUUGAAGCUGACAGUUGAGAGCCUGGAAAAUGACAGCAAAGAAAUGGAGGAGAGACUGCAACAGCUGAAAGAGCACAUGAGCAAAGAAAAGGAGGAGAGAGGGCUUUCAAGAGGAUUUAAAUGGGCGUCUGGACAACACAUUCCCUUCAACAGCAACUAUCCAGCAAACAAGAAAAAAAAUGAAAAUGUAAUCUAUAAGUCUCAACAGCAAACAGGCAAAGUAAGGAUUCGAGUACUGAAGCGCGAAUCAUUUACAGACCUGCUUCAGCCCCCCCCUCCACGUUCUGUUGGUCAACUGACAGUGAGAAGAAACAGAGUAAAGGAAACGAUCUGUGGACCCUGUGAGGUGAAGACUGCAGGGUUGGUGCUGAUGGUGAGCGAUGAAGAGGAAAAGGACAUGGAAGUGAUUGAAACUGCAGUUAGAAGACAACCUUCCUGUCUUCUUGAUGGAAACUUCAGUGAGGAGGAGUCGGCUAGAUAUUUUCAGGAGGCUUUGAAACAAUGGAGAAGAGAGAGGAGGGAUGGAAAAGUACAACCCAUGGAUGCAACUUUAACUCUUCAAUCAGCUAUGGCGACCCAGGUCGACCUCCUUCCAGACAGAAAAGCUGAAAAACGAAGAGGAGGGGAAGAAGAGACUCCAACCGUCAGCGUUCAGUUCACACAAAACAAGCUCACCUACAUGGACAGAUUGCUUCUCAAGAAGCACCGCAGGACACCAACUGAAAAUCCAACUCCCUUACUGAAUGAUGAAACUAAAUUAAAAUUACUACCUGAUGAAGAUCCUGAGGAAGACGCUGUUUGCACCUUCACAGCCGAGGAAGAGGAUCUUCAUAUCUAUUUUGCAUCACUGUUUGCUCCCCCUGACAGCAGCAGCAGGACAAAGCCGCAGAUUGUUGCACCUGAACCGUGCUUUGUCAUACAAAUCUUGGAUGAGACAAACAUAGACACAACUAGAGAAUGUGUUCAAGAGCAGAAGACAGAUAAUAGAAUGGUUUCAUUGGUUCAUCAGAUCUCUGAGACAAGUUUGAAAAGUUCGGAUUCCGAAUCAGCUCAGUCUUCCUCUACAAAACAGCCAUUCAAAGCUGUCACACCAACACAACACAAAACAGGAAGGAAGCUCAAUCCUACACAACUGCAGGAUGUGGCUUUUGAGUACAGCAAGUCACACAUCUCAGAAGAUCGUCUUCUACCUUUGACACCAGGAUCUUUUCCCCUAAGGUCUACUUUCACAGUCUCACCACCAAGUUCCACUGAGUCAGCCUUAUUGCCCAACAUUUUCUUUCCGAGCCCGCAAACAAAAUCUGAAUCUUAUGUCUUCCAAGAACUAGCCUCUCCUACGAAGCUUUUGGAAGCACCAAGAGACAAGCUUAUGUCCCCACGCCAUGUUAAACAAUUUAAGAGUGGCCCUGAAAAUCAACUUUUGGAAGAUCAAUUAACACAUGUGCCAUGCAUGCCUGCCGGAAUAGACCCAACCCCCACUACCCUGGAACCAGUUCGAUCAAUAACAGGUCCUGUGCCAUGUCCGUUACACAAGCAAUACUUCCCUAAGUCCAUCCCUAGAUAUGGAGAGUCUCCUCUUUGUACAUCAUCUACUCACAUUUCUGAUGACUUAAAAACUAAUCAAUCAAGUCAGAACACAGACUUCAUUGCAUCACCUCUUUUAAAUAUCGGCGCCAAUACUGUCAAAAUGGAAGAAGAAUUGGAGCCAUCAGCAGACAGUGGAGAUGAAUUGUCCAGUGAUAGCCUGAGUCUGGCUUUAUUUGAAGAAGACUCCUCAGGCGUGGAAACACAGAUCCAAGGACAUUUAACAACAAAGAAACUGAAGGAAAAGCAGAGCUCUGCGAGUUGUUUUCAAGAAGACUCCUUUAUUCCUGCAGAGCCUGAAAAAGAGAAGGAUUUGCUUACGGAUAAGCCAGAACGACUCAUGGUGAUGCAAAGCCAGAGUGUUGGGACUGGAUCACAGCACUUCUGUGAUCUGAAUGGGUUUUCGCCUCUAGGUUUGGAUGUGGAUACUUGUUACACCCAUUCACCAGAGCAGCCCUUCUGCAGCAGACAGUCUUCACUGCAUGACUUGAACCCAACAGACUCUCCUGUAGUUCCGUUGGAGGAACCCAUGCAGCUGGGUCGUGGUCGUUUAUCCCCCUUUGAGCGCAGACGACGGUUAGCGGCGGUGUCUGUGACUGACGUGUUCAACAAAUCCGCACCUGUUCCCUCUGGAACUGUAAUCACAACCUCGAGACCUCCUUCUGUACCAACCCAUUCAUUUUCUCAGGCAGCAAAGGAGAUCAUGGAGAUCAGUAACAUGGACCUGACAGGAUGUGAGGAUCCAGAUGUAGAUGCUGACACCGUUGCACGUAUUCUACAGAGUCUGGAGCAGGAACUAGAAGCUACAACAAAGGGCACUUAUUCUUUGUUAUUGGAUAUUGGAAACAGUGGAGGUCAAAAUCAAGAUUCCAAGCCCUGCUUCGUUUGGGGUGGGGUCAGCGAAGAAGAAAAGAAGAAUGAAGAGGCUGCAAAUAGAGACAGAGAGAGUGUCUUCCUGCUACCAUGAGUAAUGUGCACUCAUAAAAGUCAUCCAAGACAAAGUCAUAAGUAAAGUCACAUUAUAGGGUUGAAUUGUGUUUAUCCAGAGCGAAUGUCUUUCUAUAUUAAAACUUGAUCUAUCAACAAAUGGUUGUUGUGCAGACAAACGAGCAUAUAAAUGUAAGAAUUGGAAAAAAAUAUAUAUAUAUUGCUGAAAAGCAUAAAAGCUGUAUUGAUUCAUGAUUUGUCUUCUUUAUUAUGCUUUCCGUGCUCUGUGUUUGUAUUAGUCAUAUAGGAGCAGAAGCUGUGAGAUGCAAGCCGGUGGGUGAAUUAAAUGAAGGUAUACACCAGUGGGACAGGAAGAGGAUGAGGAGGGGAAGGGGAAGACAAAUGGGGAAUUUGCCCUUUGUCUCAGCCGGAUUCUGCUCGAAUCCCCUUAAUGGAGUGUAUGUGUAGUCUGUGAGACACAACUUUAAGGGCAGACGAUCAGGGGCAGCUGGCUGUGGUGCCAAUUUUACCUCCAGGGGUUUGGGAAAAACAUUUUUCUUGGUCGAUGCCAGUUUGUUUCUUAAUAAGGCUUGGAUGUCACCAGAUCAGGUCAUGCUGUCUCGACAUGCAUGCACUUCUAGGAGGCUCCUGCCGGUGACAAAUUACGGUUGUAAGGCAGGGAAAGGCCCUGUAGUCGCUGCUGCCAUGUCUAAAGAUGCGUGUGCAGAUAAAGAGGAGGAGAAACACCACAUCCUGCAUCUGGCUUGUUUGCGUCUCUGGUGUGCAUGUUUUCCUCAGUCGGAGUUUGUGUUUUCCAUUAUUUCCCACAGUCAGUUCUAAUCUAUUAUGGCCACCAAUGUCCUCAACUGGGAUCAUAACCUAACAUCUGUCUUGUUUUAUCCAACUAAUUCACAUUUGACUAUUAAACAAAUGUAAACAAGUCAAAAGUCCCUUUUUAACUCAUAAUUAAACUCAAAACAAAACUGGAAUUUAAUCCAGUUUAACUAGCUCCAGUGUUCGUCGCUUCCGAUGAGCAGUGGAGGAAAAGUCCAGGCUAAUGUUCCAGUGUUGUGUGUGAGAUUUCCUACAGCAUUGGUAGGUAGUGGUGAUAACCUGGUCAGGCCAGGCUCUGCUUAGCUCCCCAUUGAGAAUUGAGGAAAAUCCCCAGAUGGAAAAACACCUGGCCAGUGUAAACAAGACCAACAUAUUAAUUCCAUUAUUAUCUUAUUCUUGAAAAAAUAUUAAACUAAUUUUUCACAACAAUAUUGUGCAUAUUCAUCAAUAAUAAACUUCAUCUGAUUAAUCACACAAAUUUCAACGCUUCCUUUGAAACAAGCUUCACAAUAGCACUCAUGUACACGAUCAGAGUUCAUUAUCAGAGUACUCACAAGAAGAAUUCAUAAAUAAAUACAAGUUUUCAACUAUUUUAAAGCUCACUAACAGACAGAGCAUCAGUCACCAGUUAACGUUUGUGGCUAACCUUGAUGCCUCCAUGGUAAUCAGUUGUAAAUCAGUGGUGUUUUUUCCAUGCAUUGUUUUUGGAGACAAAUACACCCAGCAAGUUGAUGGUGACGUGUCAAGUUAUUAAACGGAGAUCGCAAGACUUCCCAAAUGCAAGUGGGGUGGGGGGUUAGGGGGUAUACCAAAGGAACAGUGCAUAUAAAAUGUGUGGGUGACAUCUGCGAAACAGCUUCUUCAGUUGGUUUUGUUGAGUGUCAGUGCCUAUGUCCAUCCCCUAACUUAUUGACUGCAGGGAUAUAAGGGCCUUUUAUUUGUCCAAACGUUAAUCGCUUAAAGUCGACAGCAAAAUCCCUGAAAUGCACCAGCAAUUACCACAAGACUGAUUGAUAGCACAGAGACAAAGUGAAACAUAUAUAGAGUGAAGAGACAAGAGACGGGGAGAGAUGAAAAGGUAGAUCAUUGUUACUGUGUCCUUCACUGAGUUUAUCACUUAAUGUUUAGGAGGGAGAAACAACAAAGACAUAAAUCUGAUGGAUCUCAAACUACUGGCUUAAGCUUAAACAACUCUACAGCUGUACCUCUUCAUACAGCUAAGCACAAGAGGCGCACAUGCAUGAAGACAGGAAACAACCUGAGCACUGAUAUUCAUUAGAUUUAAUUUUGUGCAUUGUUGAUGUUGUCAAGAAAGUAAAUCUGUAACUAUUGAUCUUUAACUGCUCUAAAUAUCUCUAGUUUUCACUUGUACUGGAAUUCAUAUUUUAUGUUUUGUGCAAAAACUCAGUCCUAUCCAUUGUGUGUGUGUGUGUGUGUGUGUGUGUGUGUGUGUGUGUGUGUGUGUGUUUAUUGAUCAUGUUGUUUUAGUUUUCAGCCAUUUUCUAAAUCCACACCAAGUAACCCUAGUGGCAAAUGAAAUACUCCCAUCCUGCUAAUGAUUUAAAUUAACAUUGCACAAUUGCCUUUGGCAACGGUGCACAGACCUGUGUGCGUUCUUUUCUUGAAAUGUGUCCAAACCUAAUAGAAAACCCCUUUAAAGUUGCUUUAUGCAUGCAUUUAUUUUUGGGGUUUAACGAUUAGGUGACUCAAUCAAUUAAUCAACUUGUUUUCCAUUGAUCCAACCAGAUUGCUCUGCCUGAGGUAAGUUAUUAUUUGAAUCGAUCUAUGGUAUUACAAAAUCAUUUCCCAAUUCUAUUGAUCGUGGGAAAUAAGACACAGUAGGUUUAUUUUACUAUAUCAAAACAAAAAAAA